Peromyscus leucopus (white-footed mouse) is the source of this 702-nucleotide messenger RNA. RefSeq names its product NADH:ubiquinone oxidoreductase subunit B2 (gene Ndufb2). Lineage: Eukaryota; Metazoa; Chordata; Mammalia; Rodentia; Cricetidae. Gene Ontology annotation, cellular component: mitochondrial inner membrane. The record is from RefSeq and is a predicted model, not a curated record. The transcript has 5 exons. The coding region runs from base 54 to 371 and encodes 105 amino acids.
GGAAGUGACGCAUCAGGGGUGGGAGGGCUGGAGAUCGGUCUGUUCCCGCUAGUAUGUCUGCGCUGGCGCGGCUGGCACCUUUCGGUCGCGUCGGAGGCCGUCUGCUCCGGGGCUGCGGCGCGCGGGCGGCUGGAGGCGGUGGAGUCCGUCAUGCUGGCGGUGGUGUGCACAUUCCGCCCAAGUACAGGGAGUUUCCCCACCUUACACGAAACCAGAAGAUCCAGGCUGAGUUCAUAAGCUCACUCAUGUGGUUCUGGAUUCUGUGGCGCUUUUGGCAUGACUCGGACGCUGUGCUGGGCCACUUUUCGUACCCAGAUCCUUCACAGUGGACAGAUGAAGAAUUGGGGAUCCCUCCUGAUGAAGAGGAGUAAGAGCAUAAACUCAACCUGUACAAGAACAAGUUUCCAGAGGUCACAGUAGCAGAGAAGCUGAAACAACUAGAACAGCUGUCUUUUUCACUGGCAACCACAGUAAUCCCAGCUGUGGCACUGGGGGCACUUCCAUGGGGCGAUGUGUUCACAUCUGGGUGAGGGUGAGCUGUGCUUUCCAGGUCUCCUUAUCUUCCCACUCCUUAGGCAUAAAGCCACCUAGAACAUGGUCUCCAACAGUGAAUUUAAGCAGGAUAAUCCCCUUAGUUCUUUUCUUUAGAAGCUAAGAAUUGCUUAAUAGAAAACUUGAAAUACAUUCUUUUGUUUAGAAGAA